Messenger RNA from Dissoconium aciculare CBS 342.82, 1344 nucleotides. RefSeq lists its product as uncharacterized. The coding region runs from base 1 to 1344 and encodes 447 amino acids. NCBI's taxonomy places the organism in Eukaryota, Fungi, Ascomycota, Dothideomycetes, Mycosphaerellales, Dissoconiaceae. The record is from RefSeq and is a predicted model, not a curated record. The transcript has a single exon.
AUGGAGAUAUGUGAUAUUCUGCAAGAAUUCCACGAUGAGAUUGAAAGUGUCACAACGCUCCGUCAACGCCAGAGCAUCGCAGAUCGGUUCAUAGCAAAAGCGGAGGCUCUGCACUCCGCCGUCAUAGAAGCAAUCCAAUGGGUCGUAAGCUUCAGCCCUCCCUCGAGGGAUGCUCAGCGAACCCUUUACGACAGUGAUAUGCGUAAUUACUAUCGUCUAUGUGCCCAAUGGUCCCCACAAAGGGUAGACUACUACCGGUGGAAAGACGGCGGCACGGAUUUCCUCCGCAUGCUAGCACAUAUCGCCGCCGAACAUCAUCGGUGGGAAGACUUUGUUCGCCAUGCCAAUCGAGUCAUGUUUGAGCGCCAUCUGUCGUGUUUGAAAUCAUCUUCAGGACAAAAGAUCGGAGACCAUCACCUCAAGGCUGGCGUCCAAGACCCGCGUUCGCCCCUUAUUAGCCGCGACUUGAAAAGGCUUCGUGACAGGGAUCAUGAGGUCGCUGUAGACCUACAGCUCUUGCAGAAGUGGCUCGAUGUUGAUCCAUCCAUUUUUGAGACCGUUGACCCACAGCGAUUUGUCGAGCACUUUGCAAUUCAAAAGGAUAAAUACGGAAUGCUCAUCCGGAGGCAAAAGGACGAGCAGCUCUUGAGUAGGAUGAAGCGAGCGAGGUCUCCGGAGUGCCACAGCAGCUCGAUCAAUCUAAGGGCCCAUCGACGACGAUUUGAUGCAACCAUCGAUACAAGGUGUGCGACCCAACACACGGCCCGCGAAGGUCUACCAGAAAAACAAAUUGUUGCAAACAUCGGUACAAGGCGUGCAACCAAGCGCAUGACCCGUGAAGGUCUAUCACAGAGAAAAGAAGAUGACCACGAGGGCGAAGGCGUACGGGCAGGCUCCAGCGGUACCCGUGAGCUCAACGAAGCCGAUAAUAAUCAUGGCAUGGUGGCAGAAGAAGACACUAGGGCCACACCAUGUGAAUGCGCAGGAUCUCGCUGCUUUCUGCCUGCAGAUGCCCAUCCCUACCUGAAACAAUCGUACCAACAUGCACUAGACCGCCAUGAGCAGUUCCGACCGAAUGGUCAAUGCGAUGCGAACCUCUCAUGGAUCGCUCGGAUGAGACUUGCAAAAGAGCACGUCGCUUCGGGUUCGGAGCUUGGCAAGUGCGAUGAUGCCGAUGUAAUUGUUAUGGACCCCGGCUAUGUUGUCAUGUUGCAAAAGCCGCGCCAAUUCUCCGUCGAGUCCUGCGCUUUGUGUCUUACCUUACCAAUUCUCCAGUCGCGAAAGCCGGUUCCAUCGCAUGCCGCACAUCGCACCUCGUCCCUGCAAUCGCUCGUAAUUUCAUGA